AUGAAUUCAUUAAAUACGGCUGAUGAAUCAUGGAGUGAACGUUGUGCAUAUGGUUUAAAAUGUGAAAAAUUAGCUACGCAUCAGUGUGAAGGAUGUGGAGAAAUAUACUGUAUCGGUCACUAUUGGGAACAUCAAACUAAACUUCAAGAAGAUUUUGCAAAUAUACGACAUACACAAGAUAAAUUGAGUCAAGGAUUGAAGUCAUUAUUAUCAUCAAUGUCAGCGGAUGUCAUAUUAGAUUUAAUAAAACAAAUUUAUGAAUUCCAAAUGAAAUCAGACGAAAUUGACAAGACAGUAAAUAUAAUACAAGAGCAGUUACAGGAUGUAAUUAAUGACGAUAAACAAGAUUUUAAAAAGCACUUGAUGACAAUGAUAAAUGGAUCAAAAGAGCAUGAUCGGAAUAAUUAUCUUGAAAAUGAUAUUGAUCGUUUAAAGAAAGACAUUCAAGAGUUAAAAUUAAAACUAGAAAAAAUUUAUAAUUAUAGUCAAAAAAAGAAAUCACAAGAACAAUUACGUAUUCAAGAUAUGAAAGUUCAGUCGGACAAUCUAUCUGACAAAAUAAAAUCACCGUUAAUAAAUUUUGUAUCACAGAGCAAAAAGAUGCUUUUACGUUCUGUUGUUGAUACUUCUAAAUAUAGAGUGGUAAAACAAGCAGAUGAUCCUGCAGUACUGUUUGAUCUAAUCCUUCGACAAAAGAAUGAAUCAGGUUUAGAUGCAAAUGAAAAUGAACUUGUUGUAAGUGAAGCCGAUAAUGAAGAAGAUGCAGAAGAUGCAGAAGAAACAAUGAUAGUUAUCGGUUCUGACACUACAUUAAAGACUACUCAGAAGAUUCGUUUCUCCAACAAUAUUGUUCGCUGGCUACGAGGUCCCUUUAGGGUAAUGGUGGAUGGUACCAUGCAUGCAGUUGAUCUAUGCGCACAAGGAAUACGUAUCAGUGAUGCUGUUAUAAAAGCUGUGGAGCACGGACUGGCUAGGCAAAAACAAAAUGCCGUAGAACAAGAAACUACCAGUAGUUCAGUUAAGCCAACAUUUGCCGAAAUUACAUCUGAUUGGACAUUUGAAGGCGAGAAUGCUGAUCGAGGAUUCAGUAGUGUAUCUAUAUGGAUGCGUGAUCCUCAAGGUCAACGAAUUUUAAUCAAAACACAAGACCAUCCAUUAUGCGCUGCCAACGAAAGACUAGCUUAUACUUUAGGAGGAUUACUUGGUUUACCUAUUAAUGAGGUGCAGAUUGGAGUUUAUCAAAAUAAACUGGUAACUUUGCAUGCCGAUGUUGCUAACGAAAAUGAAAAAACUAUAACAUUCAUGGACUUACCGAAACAAAUAAGAAAAAAAAUAUUGACUAAUCCACUGUUGGAAUCUAUGGAUUUAUUCGAUCGUAUCGUACACAAUGUUGAUCGUAAUCCACGAAAUAUUUUAAUAACAGUAUCGAAAACAGAUUCAAUCGAUGAUGAUAAUACAAAAUUGAAGAUGCAUCUAAUUGAUCAUGCUUCCUGCUUUGGUAUGGGUAAACUUAAUGUCAUCAGUAUUAUAGCUUGCAAGUUUCAUAGUAACCAUCUUUCAGUAGUUACAUUUGAUCCAAUAGAAAAGGCAAGAAAAUUCGAACAAUAUCUCAACAAGCUACCCAUAGCAGAUCGUGCUUUAAUAAAAAAGACAUUAAAUCGUUUUGCAGCAAUUACUAAUGAUCAAUUAGAUAGUUGCAUAACCGAAGUACAGGAUCUACUAUCAUCCAGUCAAUACAAUCGUAUACAUAGCGUCUUAUAUCGACAGCGAGACGUUGCAAAACGCUGUAUAAUACAGUGGGGUAUUGGUCUUAAUUCUGCAAGUUUAAGACCAAACCAAAGGAAUCAGACUACAUCCGAAGCAAAUGACAUGGCAGUAUAUUUCUAA
This is a messenger RNA of Rotaria sp. Silwood1, 1887 nucleotides long. The record is from the annotation of a GenBank genome assembly. Lineage: Eukaryota; Metazoa; Rotifera; Eurotatoria; Philodinida; Philodinidae.